Drosophila hydei is the source of this 1866-nucleotide messenger RNA. RefSeq lists its product as uncharacterized. The record is from RefSeq and is a predicted model, not a curated record. The transcript is spliced from 3 exons. NCBI's taxonomy places the organism in Eukaryota, Metazoa, Arthropoda, Insecta, Diptera, Drosophilidae. The coding region runs from base 1 to 1866 and encodes 621 amino acids.
AUGCGGCAUGUGCGACUGCUUCUGUUGCUGCAGCAGGCAACGGAUCAUGAGUUGCUUGAAGUGGCUCAGACUGCACAGCGGCACCUAUUUCCACAUGUGGUACUACUGCUGGACACAGGCAAAGCCUAUCGACUGCAGCCGUAUGAAGAGAAGCAUUGGCAACUGCUGCAGUCGAACAGCAGCCCGAUCUUCACCAGCAAAUAUAACUACCAUCAACUCACGGCUCGCAGUCUACCCGAUCAACUGUUGCCGCAAUCUCUGUCUUACACGGAUCGGAAGACAGGCAGAAGGCGGCUGACUGGCUAUAUGCCCAUGAUGUUAAUGGAGUUUGCACGCGUCUACAACAUAUCGCUGCAGUGGGAGGAGCAGCCGAAAACUGACCAAAAGAUAUCCAUGAUUCUGUUGCGUAACAUGACUCUGAAUGGAACUCUCGACAUGCCUAUGACACUCUGCGGCUACGAAUUGUCCACCGCAAAGGGCAUCUUUACCUAUCCCUUCGAAAUUUCCGAGUGGUUCAUCAUAGUGCCCUGUGCCCAGGAGAUAGCUACGGCCAAGGUCUACCCAAUGGUGAUCAGUCGCAACAUGAUGGUAGUGCUCCUGGCGAGCUACUACAUCUUCGCGCUGCUGGAUACUUGCUUUGGCUGGCUGUUGUUGCAGCAGCAAGUUGAUUGGACGAACCUAUUCUUCAAUGAGCGCAUGAUCUCAGGCUUAAUUGGACAGCCGUGCCGGCUUAAAGCCCAUGCCAUGAACAGCUCUCGUCUGGCUCAUGCUCAGCUCUUUCUGUUGGGCCUUAUACUAAGCACGCUCGUCACCGCCCACUUGAAGACGCUGUUAACUAUGCGGCCCAUGGAACGAAUGAUCACCAAUUUCGUGGAACUGCGCGACUCUGAUCUCGAUAUUCACUUCACCGAGGACGAGCAUUUCUAUGUGAAUAUGAUGUCGAAAUUGAGCCCUCUCCAAGUUGUUAGAUCAAAGAUCAUAUUUCUGGAAGCGAAGGAAUUCGAACUGAUGCGCAAGAGACUCAGCAAAUCGAAGGCAUUUUCUAUGACAGACAACGUGUGGGAGUUUUAUAAGAAGCAACAGCAACUAUUCAAACGGCCUGUGCUAUGCUUUCAUCCCGAUCUCGUAUUUCGCUCCAAAAUACUCGCUUCUAUGCCAUUGCAGCCGAACUCCAUCUAUGCCGAGCCACUGCAUCAGUUCAUGAUUCGAGUCAAGGACACGGGCCUGUUGAUGUACUGGAAGGAACAAUCGCGUCGAGACUUUAUCGCGUUGGGUGAAAUCAAUCGCAAAGAUCCAUAUCCGUAUGAGUCCUUUCAUGACUUCAAGGUGAAUGACUUGUUCUACGUCUGGUUGGGCUGGGCAUCAGCCUUAUUCGUGGCAUUUGUCAUCUUCUUGUGCGAUCACUUCAAGCUGAACAAUGUGGAGUGCCGCUGUUACGACACCGCCUACUGUGAGUUCCAGCAGUGUGAGCUGACGAUGCGGCGCCGGGGCGUGGCUGCCUUUAGCAUGCACGCGGUGCUGCAUCAGAGGCCUGUGGACAAUAUUUUCAUCAACCUGGAGCUGUUCAAGAAAUCGAAUGGCUAUCGCUCCUUUCUGCUAAAUCAGAGUCUCGACUUCUGCUACUACAUGCGCAAUCCCAAGGCCUACAUAUUCUUUCACUCGUUCCACAAGACCUUCGCGUCUGUCUCCAACUUCAAUCACACGUGUCCCUAUGAUCACGAUAUCAUAAUUAAACGAUUUAUUUAUGAGCGGGGCUCCUUGAUUGACCUACCCUUACCAAAUGGAGACUAUAUGAUAUACAUAAAACUCUCGGUUUCCAAAGCUUGGCGAGCGGAACUUAAAAUUUUCGUCACACGAUCUGAUUAA